AUGAUGAAUAAUAACAAUAAGAAACCCCAGUCUUAGAAAGAUGUCAGAGCAAAAGUUGAUUCUGGUUUGAAUCGUAAAAAUGAUAUCCAACAAAAAAGGGUUCAAUCUGCAAUCUAAUAUGCUGAUAAAUAAGUUGAUUUGAAUGGAACAUUGUCGGAACAACUAAAUAAUAUAGUGUAAGAUUAUCUGGUGAGAAGCAAUUGUUUCAAAACGCUGGAGUAAUUUAAGGUAGAAUCUCAAUUUGCAACAGAACAAAGCAAUGAGACUGAAUACAUAAUCUUAAGUCACUUUGACAGAGGAGAAAGAGAUAAGUUUCUGGAAUCAUGGAGUCGAUACAUUCCAAAUCAAUAGAGGCAAUAUCAGGACUUUUGGAAGCUAGAGUUUUAUAUUCAAAUUUAUUUUCUUAUCUACCCUAUUCAUCCAGUGUUCAUGAAGAAAGGAGUGAUAGACAAGAAUUCAAUUAAUCAAUUUAAGCAAUAUCUCGAUAGCAAAGGAGGAGACUUGUCAAAGACCAAUGAAGUCUUGCCCUUUUAUGCAUUACCAUACGUCAAAAACCCUGAAUUGCAUCAAACAUUCCAACAUCUUUUUACUCACGAAUGGAUUGCUGAUUUGAGGUAAAGACUAAAGGAGUUUAUCCAAUCAAUUUUUGGCUAUGAAUAAACUGGUAGUCUAUUAAAAAGAUUAUUUUUGUCCAAAGAAGGGUCUUCUAAUGUUCAAUAACAAGAGUUACAGAAAAAGAUGACUGACAGCAUCAGACAAUUGCAAUAAGAAAAUAAUGAAUUGAAAAAAAAGAAUAAUCAAUAAGCCUAAGCAUUAUAAGACAUAAAUUAAACAGCAUAAUAAAAUCUAUUUGAGGCUUAGAGAAAAUGGUUUCAAUUUACAGGUGAUAUGUUGAAAAUGGAGAAGGAAAUGAUCAAAUAUAUUGAAACUAACAAGAAGAAUCCAGAUUAAUUAUAGCAAUUUAAAAAGAAAAUUGGGUAAUGUGAUCAAUACUUAAGUCAGAAUUUAGAUGAACUAAUGAAUAAAUCUUAGGAUAUCUCUCUAUUCGAUAAGGUCACUUAACCUGAUCAUGAUCUCUCAGACCUAACUAAUUAAUAAUAAAUGAUGCCUAUUCAAUAAUCAAUUGAAGAGUAUAUUCCCUUAAAUUAUGAAAAGGUUAUUUAAUUAUUUACCAGGAAUAGUAAUCCAGUUCUAGUUGCAACAGUUCUCUAGGCUUUACGAUGGAGAAUAACAAGAGCAAGAAGUGCUUUAGAAAGAAGAUCAGUAGUUGUUGCAUAUUAAACACAUGAUCUAAUUGGGGCUCAUUAAAGAAAUAUUGCCUUGGCUUAAUAUUUGAUUGUGAAAUCUGGAUAAAUAAUCUAAUGCUAGGCUUUGAAAUUGAUGAAUGCUUUGGCUUCUGAUUAUGAUGGAAGAACUUACUUGACUAGUAAUCCAUAGUUAAUCAAGCUUUUGAUUGAAUCAAUAAAAAAGGAUUAAACUGAUUCAAUCAAGAGGAAGAAUGCAAUUGGAACUUUAUAAAAAUUGUCACUCAGAAAGUAAAGUCAAAUUUGGAUGCUUGACAAUGACAUUAUUUAAGUUGCCUUGAACAUUCUAAAAAGAGAAAAAUUUAAUUUGAGUGAAUACACCUAUGAAUAUAUAACUGCUUUGAUAAUGAAUUUGUCAUUGAGUUCAAGGGGCAGAGAUUCCUUAUCAAUUAAUAAAGAAUUGGCAUUUGAAGUGCUAUUCGAAUUAAUUGAAUAUCCUAAUGAUCAGAUCAGAACAUUCACCAAUGGAACAUUCUAUUCAAUGUUUAGUAGAAGAGAUCUAAGAGAUUAUGCAUAUUAAUUAAAUAUACCUCAAGAGUUACCUAAGUUACUGUCAAUUAGUGAUGAUAGAUUCAAGAAACAAAUACAAUAUAUGAUAGAAUAGUUAGAAAGUAAUGAUGAUGAUUAUGAUCAAUCGUAAUUGGAAGAGGAUAAUGAUGUGGAUGAUUUAGAAGAUGAUGAAGAAUGUCCAGUUGAUGAUGACGAUGAGGAUGAUUUAUAGAACAAUGAUAUGAUUGUAGGUGAAGAAUUAUUAAGAAAUGAAUUUGCUUUGGAUAAUGAAUAAGCAGAACAGCAAAGAUAAUUGAUGGAAUCAAUUAUGCAAAAAGAAUUAUAAUAGAGAAGUAGAGUCCUAAUUGGACAAAAUGCCUGUUGGAUGUAAAUACAUAUAAUAUCAAUAGAAGGACCAUUCAUGGCUGACAGUCUACUCCCAAAUGUGAAUAUCAAAAAUAGAGUAACAAAUGGCAAUCCCAAAAACCCAUAGCAAUCAGCUUAAGCAUUUGCACCUAGACCAAAGCUUCCAAGGACUCCUCCCAUAUAAUAGAAUUAUUGA
Molecule: messenger RNA, 2355 nt
Organism: Paramecium tetraurelia
Lineage: Eukaryota; Ciliophora; Oligohymenophorea; Peniculida; Parameciidae
Exons: 5
Biological process (GO): cilium assembly
Cellular component (GO): ciliary tip; ciliary basal body; centriole
Source: RefSeq, a predicted model, not a curated record